GCCAAUUUUACAGGUACUGUUACUUUUCCCCCUGGUAUGUCUUUCCAUUUAUCGAAUGUAGUCAAGAUCAAUAGCCACUAAAAGUGCCUUAAAGUACUUUUGAAUAUAUACUGGGGCAUUUGUAAUGGAUCCUCAACAUCUGCGUGCCUUGAGAGACCACCGUGUACAGCUGGUACAUGGAACCAAGCACAUUCCCACCAUACUAGACUAUCUUGUACAGGACAACAUCAUCACAGAGGAAGAUGAACAACAAGUACAAGAAAAGGAUGGACCAAAUCAGAUCCGCAAACUACUGGCCAUAUUGCCAUCCAAAGGGGACAGAGCAUUUCAGUCAUUCUGUCAAGCACUAGGGAGGACUGGGCAUAGUGGAUUGGCCAGAAGACUUAAUACCUGUAGUAAUGAUGUAGACAGGACAGGACAAAAUGUUAUCUUUGACCCAGGAAGUUCUCAACAUUCAAGGUUACAUGACCAGAACAGCAAUGCUGUCAGCAGCUGUGCACAUGAUCUCCAGACUGUCAAUAAACCAACAAGAAAGAAAGUUUCAGGGGAGCAUGUAUUCAUUGUGCAUGCAGGAGAAGACAAGGAUUCCUUUGUCAGGCCACUUGUCCAAACCCUCCAGGAUAAGGGUAUCGCCCAAGAAGACAUUUUCUAUGAUGAACUGUCCAUCAGUACUGGGGAAGUCAUCCGAGACAGGAUCAUGUCAGCCCUAGCUAGUGACAGUAUGGAAGUUGUUGUGAUUGUAGCUAGCAAGAGUCUGCUGAAUCACAAAUACUGGCCAAAACUGGAGCUAGAAACUGCUCUCAGACACAACAAGAGACUGUACCCUAUCUGGCUUGAUGACAACCUGGAUUCAUUCAAGGAGUUUAGUUCCUUAGUCGGCCAGUAUUGCCCAACACUGAAGCAAAUCAGGGCCCACUGUGUACUGACUUCAAAGAUAUCAGAAGAGAUGGCUGUAAUUGCCUCUGAACUCAUGUCCAUGAUAUCAUGCUCAAUUGUUCAAGAAAAUGGGCAUAAAUCAAAAGAUUCUCAUACAGGUAAUGCAGGAAGCUCCAUGACUUCAAACUUUAGUAGGUUUGUUGCAGAGUUGCCCGAUAUGACUCAAGGUUUCACACAGUCAGGACCAACUACCUCCCCUUGUCAGUUAUCCAGUGAGUCAUCAUCAACAAUACUUAGUGGUACUGUUGAGUCCAUGGGCUAUGAUCAAUUUGAUGCCUCCCAAACAACAGCUACUAGUGCAGUGUCAUCUGGAAUGAACAGUGUUGGGCAGGAGUUCAUCACUCAAGCAGGACCCAGUACGUCUCCCUUACAGGGAUGCAAUGGACAAAGUUCAGUUCAGUCUAGACACAUUAAGUCUCCUUUCAUGUUGGAGGAUGCUAGUGAGGAUGAAAAGUUCAUGAAGAAGAUGCAUAGUGGAGUAAGAUCUGCUCAUAGCAUUUCUGGAAAUCAGCAUCAGCUACAUGGAGCAGGGAAGAGACAAUCCACAAGCAGAAAGCCAGACAGUCCUUACAUGAGCCCAUCAAGACUGCUAGACAUAGACUUAGAGGCAGCUAUGGAGGUUGUGGUGGCCAGCAUCAUUAGUGAUGAGUGGAGAACCCUCCUCCAUCACCUGGGUCUGUCUGAACUGGAACUGGAAACUCUGCAGAACAAGGAGACGCCAGAGGCAGCCUGUGAGGCAGGACUGAAACUGUGGAGGGAGACCAGAGGUCAGGAAGUCACCACAGAGAGACUGGUCAGGGCUGUCAAGGACACUAAGGUCAAACUACGGAAUGGUGCAGAUGUGAAGAUUAAACUAUCCAUUAAAGAAAAGUGGACUGACUGGCUCAACAAAAAGGCUGACAUCAUCUUCACAGAAGAGGUGCUAAAUGAUCCGCAAAGGUUUGACUCUGCCAUGCUAAGGUUUGACAAGCUAAAAGGUUCCAUCAAGGAUUUGUGGGAGGGUAGUGUGUGGUGCCUCCUUACAUUCUAUCGAUGGAGCAGCGUGCAAGAGUUUGUGGGUGGCUGCAGGGAGGGAGCCUUGACAGAACUCCUCACAGAAGAUUAUGUGGAUGAGCAGAUGAUGGCAGCCUGUGGAGGGACAGAGCUAUAUGUCUGUGUGGAGAUAGACCAGACAGACCUGCACAAAGCCUGGAACUUCUUCCAUGCAGAUUGUAACUCCCCUGAUGAGGAUCACCCCCCUUCUGGUGACUGGCAGGCAGAGACCAUAUCAGCACUCUCCUCCUCAUCAUCCCCUGAUGGAGAGCCAAUGGACAUAGACACACACAUCAGUGUCAAAGAGGAACCGAUGGAUUUUGAGUCAGAUCUUGACACAGCCUUUGAGAUAGUGUCCAAAGACCUGUGGUCUGACUGGGAGCGGCUGGCCCGUACCAUGGGCUUCACGCAGUCUGAUGUAGACAGCAUAAAGUCAGGGUCACCUGACCAGCCAUACGAGCAGUGCUGGCAGCUGCUGUACAGAUGGAGGGACAGGGAGGGACAGAGGGCAACUCUACAGGCACUGAUGCAGCAGCUGAGGGUGGCAGGGUUCCAUGAGACAUCAGAAAAGCUUGACAUUGGAGACAUGUCUGACCAAGAGGAACAUGGAGCAAGCAAGAAGUCCUGGGAUGACAGCGAAUCAUCCUCAGACAGUGACAGUGAUUCUGAUGGAGAUGACAAUUCUAUGAAAGGUGCAGUAUCAAUAAGAUCCAAGAUGAAGCAGUUGAAGAAGGGGAAACGUCAAGUUCCUGACCCUCAGUGGUCCACAGUCAAGGGAGUGAAGAGGAAGAAGAUGGAGGAUGAUGGUGAUGUGGAGAUGCAUAUGGUGAAACAAACAGGUGUAACAACAAGUGACAGCACAGUACCGGCUGAGGAGGCCACUGAUGACCUGUCCUUCAUGUUGACCCCUGCUGACAUCAAAUGUUGGCAGGAUGCUAUGAAGACGCAUGUUCUGUCCACUAGUAGAGUUUCACUGGAGGAGCAGUUCCGCUUCAACAUGUUGGUGAUGCACCUCAUCAAAGAUGAGUACUACCACAAACAUCUGUGCUGUUACUGGAAUGAUAAGGGUUCUCUUCCAGUAAGGCUUACACAGUUUGUGUCUUAUGUUGUUACAAAAUGUGGUCAUGAACACUGUAUCAAAGGAAAUCUUGAUAAAGAAGUGUACGAUGGCAUGGAGCAAGACAUACAAUACCAAUUGGGUAAAUUGCUCUUCAAACAGGAUGCCGCAGGUGUAUGUAAGCAAUUGUCACGUGACAGUCUACAGUCUUGUUUUACUAAUGACCAGUUGAAGUAUGUGCAGGCCUGGCUAGAGCCAACCUCUGACUCAGGGUCCUCUGUUGCUCCAUACUACAGAUUCAAGCAUGAGUGUGUACGGCAGUACAUAAUGGCUGUAUGGGUGGCAGGGACAAUUUAUGAACAAGGAGAGACUAUCAGGGCUAAUGAUUUUUUGAGGCAAUGCUUUGAUAUUUCCUCAAAGUUGGACACCAUGGCAUACCUUGUUGCAGGACAUAUGGCACAGAAUGACCAGGUAGAGCUGUUCUCCUAUCAGCUGUCCAGAAUCUUAUUCUCCAUGGAUACAACAGAUUUUUCUGUCAUCCAGAAAGUUGCCAUAUGUGUUGCAGAGACAGGGCAGGUUGAUAGAUUUGAAAGUCACACAUCACAGAUUUUUCCAGGUAAUGUCAUUGAUCUAACAUCAUGGCCAAGCAUGAGUUACUUAGGAAAGCUGUCACUGGCACAUCUGAAGGAAACAUUUCCUUUGACAUGUAAACUUUCCCAUGAGGAUGAUAUCCUUAAGCUCCUGUUCAAGUCCAAACAGAACAAAGCAGAGGCACAGCUUGUAUUGUCCCUUAUGAAGUCCAGACAUAGGUCUGUUGUCUUGUACCCACACUACAAAUCUUUGUUAGAAGGCAGCACAGCUCUGGUUUCCCAGACACCAUGUCGCAUUGAUAAGCUUUACCUGAACAACCUUGCACUUGCUGACCCUGACUUUAGCAACAUCCUCCCACUGCUACAGUUUGUACCUGGACUGAAGCAUUUGAGUCUUCAAAAGACUAAAUUAUCUAUCUUUGGUAUGUCAAAAAUAUGUGACUUCUUGUCUUUCAUCCCAAAUAUUGAACAUCUUGUCUUGUUCAAAUGUAGAAUUCCCAAAGAUUCUUUUCUUACUCUCACUGAACAUUUGCAAUGCCUCAAAAAGUUAAAGCAUCUAAAUCUGUCACAGACAGUUUUGACCAAUGAGGGAGUAAACCUUUUUGCACAUAACUUGUCAAGCCUGAAAGCUAUAGAAGUUUUAGAUCUAAGAAAAACUAAGGUUGGAAAGGAUGAGGUGGCAAAUUUGUGUGAGUCCAUUGCUAAUAUGGACAACAUACCACAAUUAAUUCUUGGUUCCCAAACAUCUUCCUACAGAUUCUUCCUUGGUAUUACUAACAGUAGGGGCAGCAGGCUCAUCAUCCAGACUAGUGACUUGAACAUUGUUUCCCUAGUAAGUAAACUUUCCUCUCAGGUCUACAGAGUGCAGUUAAGCCACCAGGGCAAGGUGUUGUAUUCAGUACAGGCAAAGGAAGGAGAGAAUAAAGACAUGACAUUCGAUCUCACAUGUUCUGGUAACAUUACUGAGAACAUCCAUGCUCUUUCUUUAGUACUGCCUGUAGGACAUCGUGUGCAGCAGGCAGAUGUGGAGCAGCUCGAGCUGGGUGUUUGUCUCAUUGGGGAUGAGGAGGUGGCACUCCUGGCUGAGAUGUUUUGUUAUUUACCAUGUCUCAAACAUCUAGACUUGUCCAAUAACAUGAUCACAUCUUCAGGUGCCUUAGCUGUAGCUGCUCACAUAUCACACCUACAGCAGCUGGAGUGGUUAGAUUUGAGUGGUAACAACAUUGGUGAGGUUGGUGUCACAGCUAUGAAUGAAAAGUUGGUCAAUCUUGAAAAGCUGAAAUAUGUUAACUUCAAUAUGAAUAGUGUUACUGUUAACAUGAGAACAUGUCUGCUUCUCACACUCUCUAACAUGGAGAACCUUUCAGAGGUAAACCUCAGCACAGAGAGGUCAUUUUAUCUGUAUCUCCUGGGUGUGUACAACAACAAGGGCAACAGGCUGACCAUCAGGACCGGUGAUGCUGAUGUUGUCUCAUUAGUUGAUCAGGUGUUCUCUCAGGUGUACAGAGUGGAGCUCAGCUGGAGGGGCAAAGUUUUGUAUUCAGUACAGGCAGAUGGGGGCCUUAGGGGAGAACCCACCCAGGAUGACAUUAGAUCUGACAUGUGCUGGUAACAUUACUGCAAACAUCCAGGCUCUUUCUGCAGUCCUGCCUGUAGGACACCGUGUGCAGCAGGCAGAUGUGGAGGAACUCAAGCUGGGUGGGUCUUUCAUUGGGGAUGAGGAAGUGAGACUACUGGCUGAGAUGUUCUGUUAUUUACCAUGUCUCAAACAUCUAGAUUUGUCUCAUAAUGGGAUGACAUCUUCAGGUGCCUCAGCUGUGGCUGCUAACAUGUCACACGUACAGCAGCUGGAGUUGUUGGACUUCAGUUUUAACACAAUCGGAGAUGGCGGUUUUAUAGAGUUGGCUGACAGCUUCAGUUUUAUCCAAGAACUCAAAUAUCUAGACCUGUCUCAUAACUGGAUCUUAUUCACUACUAGUGAUAGUAUUAUUGCUAUGAAUGAGAAAUUACCCUAUCUUUGGCAACUGAAAUGUUUGAAAAUUGAUACAAUAGGUCUGCAUUACAACACCAAGAAAUCACUGCUAAUCACAUUAUCAAACAUGCAGCACCUAUCACAAGUGCAUGUCAGCUCCAGCUGGGGUCCUCAUGUGAUUGAUGAGGUUGAACGUUGCUUGUUUGUUAACAACUGCAAUGGCAGUUUACUCACUAUCAGAACAAAUGACACUGAUGUUAUAUCACUAGUAACUCAGCUGUUCACACAGGUACAGUUGUGAUGGGGAUCCAGAGUUGUGUUCAGUAUGGGUGGUGAAUGGUGUCAGAAUUUAAACACAUUCAGUUUCAUUAAACCCAAUAAAAGUCUAUCAGUUUGUCCUCAGGCUACCCUGUAAAAAAAUUCAGCUGUCAUUUCAGACAGUGAUGUGAAGUUUGAUAUUCUGAAUCCACUCUGGGAUAAAAAGGUAGUAACAUCAAUCGUGGUAAAGUUUCUGAAAGACAGGAUUGUUGAUAUUGAUGCUUCAGCAGCUGCUGUACCUCCUGAUCACAGAGUAUUCUGCAAUGUGCCUCAUGUGGGUAUUCCUCCCUGCUACAUUUUACCCCCCCCCCCCCAAGUUCUUAUGCUUAGGUGUCCAUUUUUUUUCUGGUUACAACAUCAUAUCUUGUACCCUAGUGACAAGCUGCAUGUAUGCUUUAGUGGUAAACAUGACAUUAUGUAAUCAGCUUAAAAUAUCUUGUUGCAUCAGCUGAUCUAAUCAAAUCAUCAUCUCUUACUACAAUGUAUUAGUUGCCU
This is a messenger RNA of Branchiostoma floridae (Florida lancelet), 6400 nucleotides long. RefSeq lists its product as uncharacterized. Gene Ontology annotation, cellular component: CD95 death-inducing signaling complex; cytoplasm. Bases 125 to 5227 code for a protein of 1700 amino acids. Gene Ontology annotation, biological process: positive regulation of extrinsic apoptotic signaling pathway; TRAIL-activated apoptotic signaling pathway. The record is from RefSeq and is a predicted model, not a curated record. The transcript has 9 exons. Gene Ontology annotation, molecular function: caspase binding; death receptor binding. NCBI's taxonomy places the organism in Eukaryota, Metazoa, Chordata, Leptocardii, Amphioxiformes, Branchiostomatidae.